Cyclopterus lumpus (lumpfish) is the source of this 3580-nucleotide messenger RNA. It is a transcript of the gene dcaf12, whose product is annotated as DDB1 and CUL4 associated factor 12. The transcript is spliced from 9 exons. Gene Ontology annotation, cellular component: Cul4-RING E3 ubiquitin ligase complex. Gene Ontology annotation, molecular function: protein binding. Bases 406 to 1851 code for a protein of 481 amino acids. NCBI's taxonomy places the organism in Eukaryota, Metazoa, Chordata, Actinopteri, Perciformes, Cyclopteridae. The record is from RefSeq and is a predicted model, not a curated record.
UUCGCAUUUGGCGUGAACGAGCACGCAUAGCGCGCGCGUUCACGUACGACCUUGUUUUUGUUGAUGUUUAAUUUGAGUGCGGCUGCGCGCUGCUCAAUGCUUUCGCCGUUGCUGACGCGACUUGGCCGGGGAAAGGGAGAUUGUGUACAGUCCGGUUGUAGCUAGCGACGCGGUCGAAACGGACAAAGGAGUCCGACCAGAGUGUAGUUUGACUCGGGAGCAAGCUGACGAGAGGAGGUCAGGGACUAUCUUCACCAGCCUCUCCCGUAUGUGAUCGCCCUUGCUCGUCGUCGGACGCUGCCAGCGAGGGCCGAGAAACAAAACUAGCAUAUCGCCAUUAUAUGAUCCAGUGUCCAGCGUCACUUUUACCCUCCAUGUGGGUGAGGGAGCUGUGUGUAUCAGAUUAUGGCGAGAAAAACAGUUAGCAGGAAAAGGAAGGCAGGGGAGCCCAAGGACCAACAACAGCUGGGCUGGUGUCAAGCGCCACACAAGCGGAGCCGUGUUUCUUGUUCAUCACGUCAUGCCCAGCAGUGGUGGUGCGGUCGGCGCUCAGUGGUCUGUGCCCUCCGGGGGCGGGAGUUCAGACCUCAACAGCAGCACGAGUUACGGCUCCAGCGGAGCCUUCGGGGCUUUGCGGCCGGCAGGCUCCCUGGCAUCCUCAAGGAGAGAGAGUUUUCCCUGGGGCGACUCAACAAGGUGUUUGCUUCACAGUGGCUCAACCACAGGCAGGUGGUGUGUGGGACCAAGUGUAACACGCUUUUUGUAGCGGAUGUCCUGACGGGGCAGAUAACGCGCAUUCCCAUGCUGAAGGACAGGGAGUGUCGUGGUGCUGGCUCUGGGGUGGUGGGUCCAGUGGUGGCGGGGCGGCAACCCUUAGGAGGCACUCGUGCCCGCCUGGACCAGCAGGGCUGUGGGAUCCACGCUAUUGAACUGAACCCCUCUGGAACGCUGCUCGCCACAGGAGGAGACAACCCCAACAGCCUGGCCAUCUACCAGCUGCCCACACUGGACCCCGUUUGUGUGGGAGAUGAAGGUCACAAUGACUGGAUCUUCUCCAUCGCAUGGAUCAGUGACAACAUGGCGGUGUCUGGGUCCAGAGAUGGCUCCAUGGGCCUGUGGGAGGUGACCGAGGAAGUCAUGAGCCAGGCUGAGCGGAGUCAGAAUGAAGAGGCAGUCCCCUCAUACGCCCACAUCUCCCAUCGGGCCCUCAAGGAUAUCCCAAAGGAGUACACUAACCCAUACAACUGUAAAGUCCGUGCCCUGGCCUUCAACAACAACCAUAAAGAACUGGGUGCUGUGUCUUUGGACGGCUAUUUCCACCUCUGGAAAGCGGAGCACAACUUGUGCAAGAUACUGUCCACCAAGCUGCCUCACUGCAAAGAGAAUGUGUGUCUGGCAUAUGGGCAGGACUGGUCGGUGUACGCGGUGGGUUCUCAGGCCCACGUCUCCUUUCUGGACCCACGGCAGCCGACACACAGCAUCAAGUCUGUCAAUUCAAGAGAGAGAGGAAGUGGGAUCCGCUCAGUGAGUUUCUACGAGCACAUCGUGACCGUGGGCACCGGCCAGGGUUCCCUUCUCUUCUACGACAUCCGGGCCCAGAGAUUCCUAGAGAACCCUUUGAAUCCAGGCGGAGGGUACCGGAAGUUCCCAGGAGAUGGCAUCCUCAAACUCUCCACAGGGAAAGGCUGGCUGAAUCACGAUGAGACGUGGAGGAGUUACUUCUCAGACAUUCAUUCCUUCCCCAACGCGGUGUACACCCACUGCUACGACGACUCUGGCACCAAGCUGUUUGUGGCGGGUGGACCUCUCUGUUCUGGUCUGCACGGCAACUACGCAGGACUGUGGAGCUAGCCUCCUCGUCUCCUCACCACUCGAUCACUACACCCUCGCCCAGACGUUUCCCUAACCGGUGCCUCCAUCCCUCUCCGUUGACGUCACUGUCUUUGGUAUUGCUCUUGCUCAUUGAAUUGUCACUCUGUUGCUCACACGUGGACUCAGGAGCAUGAUCUUGCCCCCACAGUAUCGCAGCUUUGAAUAUUGUUGUUGUGUAUGUUUGUGUCCACCAUUCCUCUUUCCCUUUCUCCCCCAAUUAUUCCGUUGCUCCUUAGACUUUUAUUUUUUAUUUUUAAAAUGUACAAACAAUUAACUAGUCAUUUUCAAGAGCUGCGAAGUCUGCCACUGAGGAACUCAGAAGAGUUUUGAGAAACACCAAAAUUCAAGUGACGCAUGUUUUCAGAAUUUAAAAUCUCAACCCGCGGGGAUGAGCGUUGGUAUUUAGCUGGCUUGUUCCCGUAUGCGAGGAUGGUGUUUACUGCUGCUUCCUCGUGAUGGAAGAGACCUGUAGAACUGUUCUUCUCAAGAUUCCCUUUCGUUCUCUCACUGAAAUGGACGGCAAUAAAUGGGAGGGAGAGAGGAAAGAGCGUGACUGAAGAGACAAUUGGGUUCGAAGGACCGAACCGGACAUUGGAGAGAGAAUAUUUACUGGGUGGAGCAGCCCGUCCACAACAAUCACAAGAACUUCUCUUCUCUCUGCAGAAGUAUAAACAAAGAAGCCAAUCAAAAUGGAACUUUGUGUUCAUGUUUGUUCUUACCGAUAUGAUGAUGUAAAGGAGAAACAUUGAGAUUGCUAAAUGCAGUGUUGUUCUGCUUUAUUUUAUUUUGUGUGUGAUUUGACAGGCAUACCCCCCCUGCUGAUAUUCUAAUUUUCUUUAUUUGUAUUUAUUUCCCCCUUUCUCCGUCACCUUUACUCAGUUGGUCGGGGUGUUUAUAGCUGCUUCUUUUGAAGGAUAUAUUGUGUCUUUGCCCUUUAUGUUCCCGUUCUCUUUGACCAGAAUAUGUUGGAGCAGAUUGGACCAUUAGUGGCGUUCAAAUUCUGAUCCGUAACCGUUCUGGUGUUCCUAGAAAAUUCAACCCAAGAUUUUAAGUCUUGAAAGCAAAUCAGAUCCGAUUAUUGAUGGAUUGAGAAUCCUUUAAUGUGGUUAAAUCUCUCUCCCCCGUGAUUCUGGGACUCGGGCGGCGAUCUCGACCCUGGAGUUGGAUGCUGCAGGCACAUGCAUUUGUCAUCACAGCUGUAAAACAUUCUUUCUUCUUUUUUUGUACCAAGGAGUGAGUGAUUCUGCUUUGUUCCUGGUUUGGUAGAGGCAGGGUAGGCUUGAGUAACGUGUUGGCCUUCCUCUGGUCUUUCUGUGAAAGACUGCCAGGCGAUCAUAGUUUUCCUUUUCUACAUGGAACUUUUCUCUAGUAUUCAGGAUAAUGACAUAUUGAAAAGAGAAACCCCAAUUACGACCACAAAUUGAACAAAUAACCAACGCUUUUAAAGUGUAUUUUAUAUAUAAAUGUGUAUAUGUAUGUGUAAAAUACAUUGGGACAAUUGCAUACAUUUGUAUGUAUAUGUCUGAGGAAGUGUUUGGACUGAUCUGUCUACUUGGUGAUGCCUGUUUUUUUUUAUACAUGCCUCGUGAAUGUUUUUACAAGUGACUAAAUCUGAGGAUAUUGUAAGAUAUAAACAUCUGAAAAAAACAAGCUAUUAAAUCUUUACAAAAGAGUAAAUAAAAAAUUAAAUGUAUAUUGAUGGAACGUU